AUGGCGGCGGCUGCGGCGGCGCCGAAGAGGUGCAUGAACUCCGCGUGCGGCGCGCCGGCGCCGACGGCGGCGGGCGCGGGGGAGUGGAGGAAGGGCUGGCCGCUGCGAUCCGGCGCCGGCUUCGCUCUCCUCUGCGACAAGUGCGGGUUGGCAUAUGAGCAGCUUGUCUUCUGCGAUAUAUUCCACCAAAAGGAAUCUGGCUGGAGGGACUGCUCAUUUUGUGGGAAGCAUCUCCAUUGCGGAUGUGUUGCUUCGAAGUAUUCCUUUGAUCUACUUGAUAGCGGAGGAGUUCAAUGUGUGAAUUGCAUCAAAAACUCCGGAGCUCAAUCUGUUCCGUCUCAAGUGUCCCCGAAGCUUUUCUUGUCGCAAAGUAACCAGAGACUCUUCGGUAAGAGCGAUGAGUUUUUGUCAGGUAGACCGUUGGAGUCACCUUCCCUAAUGCUUGACUCCAGAAAUGAUGAUGUUGCUAUUAUUUCCAAGAGCCAUCACCCAUUCAUGGUAAAAAACAUAGAAGCUGGGCAAAGCAGUAACAUUCUGAGGCAAAAAGAAAUUGAAAAUGGCGCAAGGCAGAUUAAAUGGGAGCAACCAACCCUCACUAUGGGGGACAUGGGAAGGAUGCCUUUCUUAAUUAGGCCUCAAACUGCACUAGAGUCUCCCCAAUCCCAAUGUACUCGAAGGGAUGACAAUAGAGAUCCAGCUGCUGAUAGCACAACAAGCGAAUCAGUUUCUGAGGCGUGUCUCAGCAUGAGCUUGGGAAUUGCUAAUAACGGAAACAAGAUGGAGGCUACUUCGACAAUGGAAAGACCUAUGCUAUCACCAACGACGCCAUUUUCUGAAGGAAGAGAACUUGCCACUACAUUAUCUCCAUUUCAGCAUGCACAGAGAGCUCGGCAUUUUCUGAGCAGACCACCAAGGGUGGCCGAAGGUGCCGCUUUUGAUCCAAUGAAAGAUGGCUUUCCUCAUCUUCGCGUUGCGAGACCACCUGCUGAGGGAAGGGGUCGCAAUCAGUUACUUCCUCGGUAUUGGCCAAGAAUUACUGACCAAGAGCUGCAGCAAAUUUCUGGAGAUUCAAAUUCAACCAUCAUUCCACUGUUUGAGAAGGUUUUAAGUGCUAGUGAUGCAGGCCGCAUAGGACGCCUUGUUCUCCCAAAAGCCUGUGCUGAGGCAUAUUUCCCCCCGAUCUCUCAGCCGGAAGGUCGUCCCUUGACAAUUCAAGAUGCAAAAGGCAAAGAAUGGCAUUUUCAGUUCAGAUUCUGGCCAAAUAACAACAGCAGAAUGUAUGUGUUGGAGGGUGUUACACCAUGCAUACAGUCCUUACAAUUACAAGCUGGUGAUACAGUGACUUUCAGUCGGAUAGAACCAGGAGGGAAACUUGUUAUGGGCUUCCGGAAGGCCACAAACACUGUCAAUUUGCCAGACUCACAGAUUUCAGCUAUUGCAACUGGUUCCCUUCUCGGUGAUACAUUAUUUUCUAGUACCAACGAGAAUCUAUCAAUAGUAAAUGGCUAUUCAGGAUUUCUUCAGUCAAUGAAGGGAGCUGCAGAUCUCCAGCCAAGCUCUCUAUUUGAUCAUCAUGCUAACUCAGUUGAUGGAGAUGCUAGUUGGCUUAAGACGGAUAGAUUUGGCGGCAGGCCAGAUGAGGGGUCUUUGCAGUUCUUACAAAAAAGAAGCCGCAAUAUUGGUUCUAAAAGCAGGAGGCUUUUAAUUGAUGCUGAAGAUGCAUUAGAACUGAAGCUUUCCUGGGAAGAGGCUCAGGAGUUGUUACGUCCUGCUCCAUCUGCAAAACCAACAGUUGUGAUGAUCGAGGACUAUGAAUUUGAAGAAUAUGAUGAGCCUCCUGUCUUUGCAAAGAGAUCAAUUUUCACAGUACGUUCUACAGGGGAACAAGAUCAAUGGAUUCAGUGUGAUGAUUGCUCAAAAUGGCGCCGGUUGCCUCUUAAUGUUAUUGUUGCCUCCAAGUGGACAUGUACUGACAACACAUGGGAUCCAAAAAGCUGUUCCUGCUCCGCACCUGAAGAAUUAGCCCAGAAAGAGUUGCAAAGUAUUCUCCACCAGUAUGAAGAUAUCAGGAGGCGGAAGAGCAGUAUUUUUCUGAAGCAGAACAUCUCUGAAAUGGAUCCAUCAAGCCUUGACGCCUUGGCCACUGCUGCAGUCUUUGGAGAGGUCGGGAACCAAGGUGCUGCUUCGGUUGCAACGACUACCAAGCACCCCCGGCACCGCCCUGGCUGCACUUGCAUAGUGUGUAUCCAGCCACCUAGCGGCAAGGGCCCAAAGCACAACCCGUCGUGCACUUGCAAUGUCUGCAUGACCGUCAGGCGCCGUUUCAAGACACUGAUGAUGAGGAAGAAGCAACGGCAGUCUGAAAGAGAGGAAGCAGAGGCGAGCAAGAAGAUCGCUUGGGUGGGCAGAGACGACCCUGAGGGAAGUAACCUGUCACGGUCCCCCCAGACGGUGGACACCACACGAGAUGGGGAUGUGAUCAUGUUCGACAAGAUUGACACGAACAAGGGUCACAUAGACCUCAACUUCCAUCCCGGCAACCGAGGCGAGGAGCAGCAUGGUGGACAGCCUCGGGUGAGCAUGGUCAGCCUUCUCGAGGUCGCAAACCGCCCCCUCGAGAGCUACAUGAAGCAGAACGGCCUCGUGAGCCUGGCAGUGGAGCAAGGGAACUCUAGCACGGCUCCGAUUCUUCCUCAACCUGCUCCAAUGGAGAGCGAAGAGCGACCCUCCGAUGAGGGGCAGCUCACGUUGGUGGAGCGGGAGAGAGAUCCUGCAGACAAUAUGGCCGUCGACGAGGCAGCUGAUGAGAACCAGGGUAACGCUGUCAGUGCCAGUGACAACGCUGCUGCCUGAACUGAGCUUAUUGACCCUGCUUGUAUUAAUUAAGUAGUGGGUGGGUGUUUUUAACUUGUUUACGUGUGUCUAUCUGAUCGGCUUACCCCUUUUUUUUUUUCUCCAAGGAACAGCUGGUGAGUUUUAGUGUGAAAAGCAAAAGAAAAUCAUAGGGUUUCAUCGCGACUCUCGUUGUAACAUACGUGUACAGGGCUGUGCAAUCACGUUUGUACGUUGUAAUCGACCUCGAUGCUGUGUAUGGAAGGCGGGUUGGUGGUCGACCGGCCAAUGUUGUA
Messenger RNA from Lolium rigidum, 3128 nucleotides. RefSeq names its product B3 domain-containing protein Os07g0679700-like. The record is from RefSeq and is a predicted model, not a curated record. Gene Ontology annotation, molecular function: DNA binding; zinc ion binding. The coding region runs from base 1 to 2853 and encodes 950 amino acids. The transcript has 12 exons. NCBI's taxonomy places the organism in Eukaryota, Viridiplantae, Streptophyta, Magnoliopsida, Poales, Poaceae.